Alternaria incomplexa is the source of this 1224-nucleotide messenger RNA. RefSeq lists its product as uncharacterized. Gene Ontology annotation, cellular component: SNARE complex; plasma membrane. The transcript is spliced from 4 exons. Gene Ontology annotation, biological process: vesicle fusion; exocytosis. Lineage: Eukaryota; Fungi; Ascomycota; Dothideomycetes; Pleosporales; Pleosporaceae. Bases 1 to 1224 code for a protein of 407 amino acids. The record is from RefSeq and is a predicted model, not a curated record. Gene Ontology annotation, molecular function: SNAP receptor activity; syntaxin binding.
AUGGGUCUGUUCUCCAAGAAGAAGGAUAAGGGCGGAAAGGAAAGCCCAGCCGCCCAGAACCCGUAUGCCGCGCCUGUAGGCAAGGACCCAUACGCACAACCGCCCCCCUCGUACUCGAACGACGGCCAGGACAACUCUUUCCGCCAAGAGAAGACGCCAGCUGUCACCGGCCCGGGCCAGAACUACGGACAGCGACCAGGCGGAUACGGUGCGCAAGGAGGCAGCUACGGCGCACAGUCCGGCUAUGGAGCCGAUCGCUAUGGCGGAGGCGCACCGCAGAGGCCCGGCGGCUACGGAGGCCUGGGAAGGACUGCGUCCAACGACACCAUGAGCACCGAGGCAGGCCGCAACGAGCUGUUCGGCAAUGCUCCCCAACGCCAGCAAGCGCAACCGCCUCAGCAGCCCAGCGCCCUGGGUCAAAGCGGUGCCUAUGGAAGCACGCCCGGUGGCGGAUAUGGAGCUGGUGCUCCCGGUGGCUAUGGCUCUGCGCCUGGUGGCUACGGAGCAUACGAGGACCGCCAAUUGACGGCUGAAGAACAAGAAGAGGAAGACAUCGACGCCACAAAGCAGGAGAUCAAGUUCAUGAAGCAGCAAGAUGUUGCGAGCACCAGAAACGCUCUCCGUCUCGCUGAGCAGGCCUUGGAAACUGGUCGAGGAACUCUAGGGACACUAGCAGCACAGGGAGAGCGUAUCCAUAACACGGAACGCAAUCUCGACCUUGCCUCUAUCCAGAGCGACAGAGCAAAUGGACAGACCAAGGAAUUGGCCCGCAUCAACGCAAGCAUGUUCUCCAUCGUCCCCAACCCCUUCACAGGCAACUCGAAGCGCGAGAAGCAAAUGCAACAAGCCAUGGACCAGCACGCGCGCGACCGUGAUACCCGAGAGCAAACCAACCGGGCCAAGUGGGAGUCUGGAGCCCGCGCAAACGAAGCCCAGCGUAAGCUAGCCACAGGCGGUGGUCCACAAGGCAACAACAAGAGCUCGCUGGCUGCACGUUCGAAGUUCCAGUUCGAGGCUGACGAGGAGGAUGACGAGAUGGAGAACGAGAUCGAUAACAACUUGGACCAACUUCAUGGCAUGGCCAAGAACCUCAACCAACUCGGUCGCGCGAUGGGCGAAGAGGUCGAUAACCAGAACACGCACAUUACACGCAUCACUGGCAAGACAGAUUCGGUCGAUGACAAGAUUGCCAGGAACAGGCUCAAGUUGGAUCGCAUCCACUAG